UGUGUAUUUUUUGUUUGCGGAAAUUGCAUUAUUCUCGUCGAGUGAUACUGUAGUUUUGUUCAUGCCUGUGAGAUAUUUAGUCGUUCUUUCUCUUAACUGAUGCGGGUCGUGGAUUUUAGUUUGCAAUGACCAUUUUCAAAAUACUCCUACUAACUUCUGUACCCAUUUCUUUUGACAAAAUAACUCCGUCGAUUGGGUCAGGUUUUUUAUAUUUUUUAUUACAGGCGUGCCUAAUCUUUUAUGCCCAUGCCAGUUUUCAUACUAUUACAUGUUGCUGACAUCUUUCUCGUGUUCCCACAGAACGGCCGGUCCUUGUGUCGCUUGAGCUCGUCCUGUCCUUCCCUCAACGUGGAGGGGGAAGAAGAGUCCACAAAUCCUCCCUGCUACUUCCCCUGGUCCGAGGAGUUCCUACUGGACGCUCGCAAAGGCCCCGCGGACGCCAGCAGACGGAGGUCGUGGUCAGGCCUCAGCGACACUGAGAAGAAGAGGGCGCGCCAGAGGAGCGUGAGCCUCAGCAGCUUCGACUCUGAUGGAGAGGAACCUUUCUACGACGCCGAGGACGCCCCCAACGACAGAGGUCUGCCUAUAGCUGUGCUAGGUGUGCCUAUAGCGGUGCUAGGUGUGCCUAUAGCGGUGCUAGGUGUGCCUAUAGCGGUGCUAGGUGUGCCUACNGGCUGGGGUGUGGGGUGUGGGUGUGAUGCGUGGUGGUGA
Molecule: messenger RNA, 711 nt
Organism: Hyalella azteca
Lineage: Eukaryota; Metazoa; Arthropoda; Malacostraca; Amphipoda; Hyalellidae
Exons: 3
Coding region: 241-711 (156 amino acids)
Source: RefSeq, a predicted model, not a curated record